CAAAAAGUUCAACUUUUUUCUUAAAAAAAAAACAAUAUAUAUAGAAAGAUAAAACUGAAAGUAUCCAUGGAUGUCGCUGGUGAAUUCCAUCGAAUAGAAAAAGAUGGUAAACUAUCUUUUGAAUAUCACCAUUCAAAAUACCAUCCCAUACCCCAAAUUCAAAGCCUAUCCUCCUCCAAUGAAACAAUCAUCAACAACCACACAUCUCAAUCUCUUUUCGUAUGUCCAGUUACACGAUGUUGUGUUGCACUUAAUGAGUCACCUGAUAGAUCCACAUUUUCUCCAAUCUUUUCUUCUCCAGAGUAUCUCUUCUCUUCAAUAGAUCAUGAUCUUUACCAUUCAUUACUCCCUUUGUUUUGGUGCAACAAUAAAGACUUCGAAAUAGAUGGUGGGUGUGACAUAUGCAAAGGUUUAAAUUCUGGCACCGAUUAUUAUCUUUGUGACUACUGUAAAGGAAAGUAUCACAGAGAAUGUGUUCAGUCUCCACUUAAAAUAAAAUCUCCUUAUCACCUUCAGCAUUCUCUCCAACUUUGCUUUUAUUGUCCAAGUGCUCGUAUCAUCGAAUGUUUAGUAUGUGGAAGAAGAAUAAGCCGUCUACUAUAUUAUUGUGACAUUUGUCGAGUUUUCAUGCAUUCAGUAUGUGUCAUGAAACCCAUACCCUUUUUUAUAGACCUACCAAAAAGGCAUGAUCAUCCUCUCACCUUUUUUCCUAGACAAACUUCCUUAACUUGCAACGUUUGUGGCUUGUUAAGGAAACUUUAUCCCACAUAUAUAUGUGUCACAUGCAACUUUGUAGCUCAUAAAGAUUGUAUGUAUUUUCCUCGCAUCAUCCAAAUAUCACGUCACCGCCAUCGUAUCUCUUACAAAUCUUCACUCCCUUCCGGAGAAUGGUUAUGUGGAGUUUGUCGCCAAAAUAUUGAGAUCGAUUAUGGUGCUUAUAGUUGUGACAAGUGUUGUAAUUAUGUUGUUCAUUCAAUAUGUGCUCUAGGGAAGGAUGUGUGUGACGGAGAAGAUCUCGAAGGUGUACCAGAAGAAGAUGAUAUAACAUUAGGUGUUGAAUCAUUUGAUGUGAUAUCUGAAGGAGUGAUACUUCAUUUUCUUCAUGACCAUCAUCUCUACCUCCAGGCCAGUACACUUUAUGAUGAGAAUAAGUUUUGUCAAGCAUGUGUUCUACCUAUCUUUGAAGGUAAUAUUUAUUCUUGUAUCGAGUGUGGCUUCAUCCUCCAUGAAACAUGCGCACAAUCUCGCCGCAAAUUACAACAUGCGUUACAUCCUCAUCCACUUACACUGAGGCAUCUGAAUCAAUAUGAAUAUGUUGAAUUCGAGUGCGAUGCUUGUGAUCGUUUUUGUGGUGGGUUUAUCUAUGGGUGUCAUUUAAAGGAAUGUGACUUCGAUCUGGAUAUACGGUGUGCUUCAAUAUCUGAACCGGUUGAUUACCAAGGUCAUGAACAUCCCUUGUACUUAGCUUUAAACUCUGAAGAACAGCCCAUAUGUCAUGUAUGCAAAAUAAAAUGUGGGAAGCAAUUAAAUUGCAUCAUCUGCAAUUUUAUUAUAUGCAUUAAAUGCACUACCUUACCAUAUAAAGUAAGGUAUAAGCAUGAUAAACAUUUUCUCAGAGUUCUGUGGGAGGAAGAAAUAUGUGACAAAAGUUGGUGUGAGGCGUGUGAACAUGAUUUGAGAAAUACAAACACAAAUGUGAUCUAUUGGUGCGAUGAAUGUUGCAUCACCGUUCAUGUUGAAUGUUUAUUUGGUGAUGACCCGUAUCUGAAGCAUGGUCAAUUUUUAAAAGAAAAUGGGAUCAAGCUCCAAAUUCUUUGGAAAAGCAAUACUUCUCGACCAUCGUGCAAUUACUGCAAAAAUCGUUGUCAACACAAAAUAUUUAUGAGAGGUGACAUCGUAGCAUGUUCUAGGAGAUGUGCUCUUAGCGAUUCUUAA
Messenger RNA from Brassica oleracea var. oleracea, 1935 nucleotides. RefSeq lists its product as uncharacterized. NCBI's taxonomy places the organism in Eukaryota, Viridiplantae, Streptophyta, Magnoliopsida, Brassicales, Brassicaceae. The transcript has a single exon. The coding region runs from base 67 to 1935 and encodes 622 amino acids. The record is from RefSeq and is a predicted model, not a curated record.